AGCGCAUUAGUUAGCUCCAUCACUGAGCCAUUUCGUGGCGGACCGCUGUUGUCCGCCUUCCGCAAUGCGUUGGACAGAAUUCGUUUGUUCCCGCCGCUUCGUGCUGAUGCUGUUCCCUUCUCGUUGUGACCACAUAAGUCGCCUUACUCUUUUUAGCACGCGCGGCAGCAGGCCUUCGGACGCGUCUACCGUUUGCACCCUGUAGUCACGGAUUGAAAUUCUAGGUCAGCGCCGUGAGCCGCAUGCGUAGCUCCGAGUGCUAGGGAGGGAAGCAAUGGCGGCCGUCACUGACAGAAAGGCCGGAGGCGCCAGCGAGGUAGUGCCGGAGCAGAUCGUGGUAGCAGAGGUCACCGCGCAACAGCACGGCGCCGUGCUCGUCCUAGACGACAAAUCGCGCAAGGUUGUGGCGGCGAGCGAGAAUGUGCUGCACUUUAUCCCCGACGUGCGCGCGGGCGGCGCCGCGUCGGAGCGCGACGGCGCGUCGGCGGUCAUCGGCCGCCAUCUCAGCGACGUCUUCACCGCCCCGCAGACGCUGUCGGACCUGGCGGCGCUCAUUCACCGCACCACGACGCACAGCGCGAGCGCGUGCCAGAUCAGCGGGCCGCGGCCGGGGCAGUCGUACUGCGUGUCGGCUUGCCGCACGGGCGCGGGGGUGGUGCUGAGCUUAGAGGACGACAAUGAGCAAGACUUACAAGAAGUGGACGUGCCGCCUUCGCCGACGGCGGCGGGCGCAGCGGCGCCGAGCGCGGCGACGGCGGCGCCGUCGCUGCCGUUCCACCAGCUUGCUCGGCGCGCCAUCGACCGCAUGCAGAGCAUCAACAGCGUGUCGCCACACGUCGACGCCUUCUGCGACGCCGCCGCGCAGGAGCUGCGCACACUGACGGGGUACGACCGGGUCAUGAUCGCGCACAUCACGGACGAGGCGUGCUGCAAGAUCAUAGCGGAGUCGUGUGUGAGCGAGCUCACAUCGUUCCGAGGAAAGCACUUCCCGCUGCCAUCCGUGCCCGAGAUCUGGACGGACGAGGCCAUCAAGCAGCACAUUCCCAUGCGGUUCAUCUAUGACACGUCAGCAGAGCAAGUGCCCAUCCGCCACGUGGCGUCCCUAUCGACUGCGCCCGACCUCAGCCUCUCCCCACUCUCAGGCGUGGAGAGUGCGCAGCGGCAGCUGCUGCGCGCGAUGGGUGUGUGCGCAGUGCUGCUGAUGCCGCUGGCGCUGCACGUGGGCGAGCGGCACGUGCUGUGGGGCUUCGUGCUCUUCCACCACUACAACCGCCCCUGGACCGUCACCUGUGCUCACCGCGCCGCCUGCACCUUCAUUGUGCAGGCCUUGCGGGCGCACCUGGCAACGCGGGUGAAGAGCGGGGAGCGCGCGGAGCGGCGGCGGCAGGAGGCAAUGCAGACGAGCAUCUGCGACCGGCUGACGUACCAGGUGGCGCCCUCGCUCGUCACCGAGAGCCCCUCCAUCAUGGACCUGGUGCCGUGUGAUGGAGUGGCGUAUGUGCACACGGAGCGCGCCCAGGUGGUCACAUACGGCACAUGCCCCACAGACGACCAGGUGCUGGCCAUGGUGGCGUGGAUGCAGGGCUCGUCGCGCCUAUCGGUGGCGGCGCCGGUGUAUGCGCCGGUGGUGAGGUCGUGCGCGCGCCCGGAGGACUGGGGCCCUGCGUGGGCGCACCACUGCACCGUGGCCGCCUCUGCCAUUGCCGACACCGACGUGCUGCUCUGGUUCCGACACCGCCGGGAGCGCCACCUGGACUGGGCGUGGACAGAGCCGCUCACAGCAGGCGCGCCGCAGUGCGGGGCAGGGAAGGGCGGCAAGGGCGGCAAGGGGAUUGAGGGCGGCGAGGGCGGCAAGGGCAGAGGGGCGGGGGGCGAGGCGGGUAGGGAUGAGGGCGCGCUGGCAAUGCAGCCCGCGGGGUGGACUCCCUCUGAGGUGAGCGCGGUGGAGGGGCUGCAGCGUAUGGCGUACGACGCACUGCGGGGCAACAGCGAGCCCAUGAAGACCAUGAUCCUCGUGCGCCUCAACGAGGAGCGGCUGAGGGCCAUGCAGGACCUGGCCAUAGUGGCGCGCGACCUGGGCCGCAUGAUGGACAUCGCACACACGCCCAUCCUCGCCGUCGCGCGCGAUGGCCGCAUCACCGAGUGGAACCAGCGCCUCGCACACCUCACCCGCCGCCCCAAGGCGUCGGUGGUGGGGCAGCUGCUGUCAUCUGUGGUGUGUCCUGGCAGCAUGCAGCAGCUGGAGGCGCGGCUGCAACAGGUGAUGGUGGGCAAGGGGCAGGCGCAGGAGCACGUCGAGAUCCUCCUGCGCUGCCCGCCCAAGGGCAAGCGCAAGCCCGGCGCACCCGCUCCCUCGCUGGGGGCAGACGGGGGCAGGGCGCAGGGGGGAAACGGCCGCACAGGGGAGAGGCUGGGGGGCGCAGGGGAGCAGGAAAGGGACAAGGUGAAAGGGGUGGUAGGGGAUGGGGUUGGGGAGGAGGGGGAGGAGGACGAGGAGGAGGAGGAGGAAGCAGAGGAGGAGGAGGAGGUGAUGGUGCUGAUGGCGACGGUGUCCCCUCAGCGGGACGGGCUGAACGAGAUCGUGGGCGCGACGAUGAUCGGGCAGGACGUGACGGAGCAGCGGCGCACCAUGCAGCAGUGGGCGGAGAACGAGACGCGCGCCGCGCCCAGCGACUACGAGCAGAUCCUGGAUAAGGCCAGCAUGCCCAUCUGGGCCGUCGACAAGGACGGGCGCAUUGUGGAGUGGAACGCAUCUAUGGCCAAGACGAGCGGCAUCAGCAAGGAGCAGGCGGUGGGGAAGCGCAUAAUGGGCGACCUGGUGGGCGACGAGCGCGUGCUCAUGGUGCCCGACAGCGACACGCUACUCUCGCUCGACUUCGCCAUCCACCGCGCGCUCGCGGGCCACCGCACGCCCACGCUCAACUUCCGCUUCGUCAACCACGAGGGCCGCCAGGUGGAGUCCGUCAUCAGCAUGCGCGCGUGCCACGACGGCGACGACCGCGACGGGUCCGGCAAGGGCUCGCGCGUGCUGUGCUUCAUGCAGGACGUGACCAUGCGCAAGGCCGUGGAGAAGGCCAUGGUGGUGCGCCACGCGGCCGAGGCGGCUGAAGACGCCAAGUCGCGGCACCUGGCUUUCCUGUGCCACGAGAUCCGCAACCCGCUGAACGGCAUCCUGGGGAACAUCACCUUCAUGGAGGAUACGAGACUCUCGGAGGAGCAGCAGGAGCUGGUGGAAACCACCGCCACGUGCGGGUACCAGCUGAGGAAGAUCGUUGAGGAUGUGCUGGAUAUGAGCCAGAUACAGGAAGGGCGGAUUGAGCUGGAGAGGCAUGCGCUGAGCCUGCCCCGGAUUGUGAACGCGGUGGUGAGCCAGGUGGGGCUGGCGGCGGCGAAGAAGGGCCUGCAGCUGUAUGCGAAUAUUGACCCGCGCUGCAACAACGUGCGCCCACUCGGGGAUGCGCCCAGGCUGCAGCAGAUCCUGUCCAACUUUGCGUGGAACGCCAUCAAGUUCACGCAUGCGGGGUGGGUCGAGAUAGGCAUCGCCAUGGACCACACGCACAUCCCCUCGCCCUCCUCCUCAUCCGCCUCCGCUGCACCGCCCAAAGCAGCAGCAGCUGGGAGUGGCAAGGGCAAGGCGGGCAGGCACGAGGGCGAGGGCGAGGAGGAGGAGGAGAGUGCGCGGUUUGUGUUCCGCGUGGCGGACUCGGGCGAGGGCAUCCCCGAGAGCCUCAAGCAGCGCCUCUUCGAGCAGUUCGCCACCGGCCGCAAGUCCGCCUCCAGCCAGUACGGCGGCACGGGUCUGGGGCUGUCGAUCUGCCAGCAGCUGGCGUCGCUGAUGGGCGGCGAGAUCAAAUGCACGUCCGAGGUGGGCAAGGGAUCCGUCUUCUCCCUCGAGGUGCGCCUCCACCUCCUCCCCCCACACUCCGCCCCCGCCGCCAACCACCCCGCCUUGCCCGCCUCUGCCGCCGCCGAAUCCUCCCCCUCCUCCUCCUCCCCCCUCCCCUCUCCCUCCGCCACCGCCCCCCCCGCUCCGCCUCUUUCCUCCCGUCCCCUCUCCCCUGCCCCUACCUCUGCUGCGCCGCCUGCAGGCAUUGCUGCGGGAGGGAGAGGAGGCAGUGCGCCGUGGCAGGCGGGGCAGCAGGCAGAGCGGGGCGCACUAGGGCAGCACGGGGAGGAGGGGGGGCAGCGGGCGGACGUGGCGGAGGGAGGCAGUGGGCAGCAUGGUCGGGGGGUUGUGGGGAUGGCAGGGGGAGGAAGGGGGGGCGAUGAUGAUGUGUGUGAUGAGGCGGCGCACAGGGAUGGGUGGUGGCGGGGGACGGGGGCGGACGAGGCACGCAGACAGCUGCCUGGGGAGAGGCGCACAGCAGCCGCCACGCGCAGCAGCAGCAGCAUGGAGGCAGCAGCAAGGGCAGCGGAAGUGGCAUUGACAGGCGAAGAGCGAGGAGGAGAACAAGAGGCAGGGUAUGUGAGUGGAGAGGGCGGCGCAGGAGGAGAAGGGGGGCGAGGGAAGGGUGGGGAGUUCCGUGAGCCGUCGUUCCAGUCCGGGGAGGCGGCGUCCUCUGAGGGGCCUGCUGCGCACAUGCUGCAAACCCUCGUGCUCAACUCCCGCCUCCAUAAGUCGUCGCCCUCCCUCCACGCCCCUCCUCCCUCCUCUCCCAACCCUUCCCCUUCCACGUCCUUUUCUGUCACUACCCCUCCUUCACUGCCCACCAUCCAUCCCUCCUCCUCCUCCCCCGUCUUGCCCACCCUCUCCCACUCCGGCGGACCCUCCACCCCAUCCGCCCCCACCGUUCCCCGUUCUCCCCGCCCCCCCUGUCCGUCUGCCCUGCGCUCCCCGUGCCGCCCGCCAACGCCAGGCAAGGGGGUGCAGAGGGGGGGUGCGGGAGGGGGCAGCUCGCCUGGUGUGGCGGGCGCAACAGGCACACGCAGCGGAGGAAGCAGAGGCGUGGACACGGGCAUAAAGCAGCAGGAGCAGCAGCUGGAGAAAUUGCUGCAGCAACAAGAAACACAACAGCAGCCGCAGCAGCAUUGGCAGCAGCAGGGGCCGCCUGGGUUGGGGGUUGAGACGCAGCAGGGGAACGAUGAAGGACGCUCUACAUCGCCCUAUCACACUGCACUCCACGCUGCCUCUCCUGCCGCUGCUGCUGCUGCUAGUGCUGUUGGUUAUGGUGGUGAUGGUGAGAGGAGUGGGUUGCAUGCGGACGUUAGCAGCGACACACUCGGCUCAGCUGCACAGCCUUACCACAGCAACCAGUGGGGCUUCGACCACGCCAACCAAUACAACCAGCACAACCCUCAGCAGCCGCUGCCCCGUGCAGGCGCCCCAUCCCCCCGCCAGAUGACAGCGUCGCCGGAAGCCAUGCGCACGGACUCGCUGCUCAGGCAGCUGCCGUCGUCUGUCUUCCACCUGGCGCGGCCCGCGCUGAGGGAGCGCAUGGCGGCCACCACCGGUGGGGCCAUCCCCACGCGCUCCCUCACCGACCCUGCCAAGCAUUCCUUCCCUCUGCGCUGCCCCCCCGCCGAUGCACCCCCGGCUGCUGCUGCACCAGGCGCUGCUGAUGCUGCUGCCGGUGGCGGCUCCGGCAGCAGCCUCCAGCGGUCGCUGUCGUCGCCCUUGUCUGGCGGGCCCGCGGCCCCACACGGUACUGCUUCCACUCCCGCGCACUCGUACGCUGGCGCUGCGUCGCUCAUCGCACCACCCCCUCCAGGCAGACCCAUGACAGCAGGUGUGGAUGGCAGUGCACGAGGCAUCCGAGGUGGGGUGAGUGGAGGCAUGGGUGAACCACAGCCAGGGCACGUCCCUGCCGGUGCACCAGCAGCUGCUGGCCUACGGGACGUCACUUCUGCUGCGCACUAUGCGCCUAGUGCUGCUGCUGCCCCUCCCGGUUUCCCCACCGGCCCCUUCCACUCGCUCCAGCUUUUCCAACCGGUAGCCAUCGCGGAUUCGCCUGCUGCCUCCGCUGCUUCCCACCUGCAGCAGCAGCAGCAGCAGCAGCAGCAGCAGCAGCAGCCACGAGCGUUUGCGAUUCCGUCCUCUCUGCAACAACCUACACAACCGGUACUCCCUCUUUCCCCGCUCCUGCCUUCCUCUCCUGCCCAACAACACUCCCACACACCUGCAGCAGCACCACCACCAGCGCCGUCAGCAUCAGCAGCACCAGGCGCAGCGGGUGCAGGGUCCUCGGCCGGGGGCAGUGCUUCUGUUGUGCAAGCAGCAGCAGCAGCAGGGGGCAUGGUGUCAGCCGCAGCGGCGGCCGUGGCAGCAGCAGCAGCAGCAGAGUCCUGUGCAGGGCAAGCCGGGGGCUCGGACAGGGCAGUGAAGGAGGCUUGUCUCAUAGAGGAGCUGGAGCGAGGCAUGAAGGGCGAGUGGAGCUUCCAUGUGGUGCGAGAGGUGGUGGCCAGCGAUGCUGUGGCAGUGCUGGUAGAGCUGACUGUGGGCUCCACCGUGCGCCAGCAGUGGGGCGCCAUGCCCUGCCCGCCCCCCAUCAUGCCCGCUCUCAUGCUGCCCGCUGCCACCUCACAAGCCCUCUCUGCUGCCGCUGCUCUCUUUGGGAUUUCUUUGGGUGGCAUUCAGGGGGGGCGGGAUGUGGGGCGGGCAGGGGAAGAGGAGGAGUGUGGGGGCAGCAAGGGGAGGAAGGGGAAGGAGAGGCAGGAGGAGGGGGGAUACAUGGGUAGGAAGGGGAGGGUUGGGUGUGGGAAGAGGGAGAAAGGGAAGGGGGUGCUGGCGAGUGUGAGGGAGGACGGGUGGCUUGGUGGGGAGGAGGGUCAGGGGCAGCAGGUGGGGGAUAAGUUAAACGGGCAAACAGCAGGCCCGUUAAGGCAGCAGCAGUGGAAGCCAGCAGACCCCGACAGCUGGCAGCCGCCCAUUAGACAAAGUGCGAGGCGGGGUGACGGGGAGAGAGGCGCGCGCGUGCCCGGGUCUUGCAUGGUCAGAGUGCGCUCCGCGCCAUCCCUCUCCCUGCUCCAAUGCCCGCCCUCUCCCUCCCCUGCGGCGCCGUCCGCGGUUGGAAUAAAUCUGACGAAUGGAGUGACGGGUUUUGGGAGCAGGCAGAGGGGGUUGAGGCAAGCGGGGAGAGCGGAGGGGGGUCAGCCCUCUGGAGUCAGAGUCUUCUCCCGACCGCACUCACCCCCCUCCUCGUCCUCGUCUUCCUCCUCUUGUUCUUCCUCCUCAUCAUCCUCCCAGUCGUCCCCUCGCAACCUGGCCCACUCUCUCCUCCGCGCUCUGAAGCCUGGCCUCGCCCCUCCGCCUGCUUCGCCCCUUGCUGCUGCCACUGCGGCAGGCGGAUCAGUAGGAGGGGCAGCAGGGGCAGCAGGGGCAGCAGGGGCAGGUGGGGCAGGCAGGGCAGCAGGGGCGGGAGCGGCAGUGGCAGGGAGCUCGGCGUACUUUUCUCGGGAGGCGUCGAAGCUGAUGGGCGCGCUCAACCAGUCUCUGCACAAGGUGUCCACGGCACCUGCCGCUGUUGCCGCUCCUGCCACAACACGCACUGCAGGGGCAGCAGAUGCUAGUGCAGGGGGCAGUGGCGCAGGAGGAAAAAGAGCAACAGCAGCAGGAGCAGCAGCAGUAGCAGCAGGGAGCAAUGGAGUGCACGUGGGGCCGACAUCGCCAUCACAUCUCAUCCCCACUGCACCUCCCCCCACAACCACCACUCCCACUGUCAUCUCUGCUGCCUCCCUCUUCACCCGCACCCCCUCCUCCCACCUCCUCACAUCCCUCUCCCACUCCAACCUUUCCCCCUCCACCUGCCCCCCGCCCUCUCCCUCUCUCAUCCCCUGCGCUGAGAGCCCCUGGAACCCCACAGCUGCUUCACAAGAGCCCGUGUCUGCUGGUGCGCCCCCGCACCUGCCACGCCUGCAGCCCGCCGCGUCCCUGCCCUCGGCGUCGUCCUCCCUCGCCUCGCAUCCGCGCAAGCGGGCAUCCGACCUCUUCUCCUCGCCCGGCCUCUCCCCCCCCAUGCUCCAGCAGAGGGGCGCCCCGCAAGCAGCAACAGCAGCACUGGGAGUGGAAGGGGGGGGUGGGGCAGCAGCAAGGGAGAUGGUGGGAACGAGCCACGGCAGCAUGCUGUGCCUCAGGAGCAGCAAUGGCAGCCUGGGCAGCGGCAGCAGUAGCAGCGGCGGUGGCGGCGGGGGCAGUGGCAGCAGCGGGGGGAACGGGGUGCAUGAGCAGCUGGCGAGUGCAAAGAGCCUGCCAGUGGAGGCGGUGGGCGGGGAGGGGGCAGGUGCAAGGCAGGCUGCUUCGCCGGGCGAGGGGAGGAGAGAGAAAGAGUACAAGGUGCUGGUCAUUGACGACGAGCCUGUCAACAUACGGGUGGUCAGGCGAACUCUUGAAAGGGCGCAGUUUGCAGUGGUGGCGGGGUCAGACGGCACGGACGCAGUGGAGCGGGUCAUCAAGCGGGGCGAGCGCUUUGAUGCGCUGCUGCUGGACGAGAGGCUGAAAGUGAUGAACGGCAGCGAGGCGUGCAUGCGUGUGAGGGAGCAUGAGGCAGCUCAUGGGCUGCUGGAGACGCCUAUAGUGGCAAUCUCAGCCAACGUGGAGCCAGAUGACAUCAGGCGGUAUGCCAUGGCAGGGUAUUCCGCUGUGCUGGGAAAGCCCAUCAACGUGCGAACAGCAGGCAUCCGGUUGCGCGCUCUCUUGGCGGCCUUCAAGCCUCCCACACCGAGUCGGCGGGCAGAGCUACAACGAGGUUCUAAUGUUAAGAUACGCAGGGAGGAUGAGAUGAUAAUUUUCUCAUGAGAAUUAGGAAACGUCACGCAUUGUUGUGCCUGAUUGGGCUACAUCGUUCUACAACAGGUACUUGGUGUAGUGGAAGCACUUAUAGGGCCAUAAUCAAUAGGGUAAUUUGCUGCCAGACGGGCAACAUCGGACGGCCGAUCUGUAUGGGCAAGAUUUGUUCUCAGAACGGUAGAUGUUAGAAAACUAAAAUAAUUAGAAAGAAAAGAGAACAAGGGAGAU
Closterium sp. NIES-67 is the source of this 8950-nucleotide messenger RNA. Lineage: Eukaryota; Viridiplantae; Streptophyta; Zygnematophyceae; Desmidiales; Closteriaceae. The record is from the annotation of a GenBank genome assembly.